Messenger RNA from Eriocheir sinensis (Chinese mitten crab), 4884 nucleotides. Its product is annotated as sec1 family domain-containing protein 2-like. The record is from RefSeq and is a predicted model, not a curated record. Bases 211 to 2229 code for a protein of 672 amino acids. Gene Ontology annotation, biological process: intracellular protein transport; vesicle-mediated transport. The transcript has 13 exons. NCBI's taxonomy places the organism in Eukaryota, Metazoa, Arthropoda, Malacostraca, Decapoda, Varunidae.
GACAUCAAGUUCAGGAUCAAGCCGAACGGACAGGUGGGUGUGCUCCGCCCUCCAUACGUCCCCUUCACCGCCUCCUGCAGGACUCCGCCAGGACCUCCUCCACUGCUUUCCGGGGACACACAAGGAUAGGAAUGGAAGCUGAGUAGAGUAUUGCAUCGCUGAGAGGUGAAAUAUACUGGUCAACUUUCCUAUCAGAGUGUUGCCGCAGCCAUGGAGACGGUGAGUGCCGGCCACGUGAGUGAGGCGUGGUGGACUGAGGCGUGCAAGAAGGUGAGGAACGCCCUGGUCUUCGUGGAUGGACCGUCGGCCGAGAGUCUGCACUGGAGCGGAGGACUCGGCCGCCUCGCUGACGCCGGCGCCAAGAACGUCAAGGAAUUUUCAUCUUUUGAGAAAGGAGGCGAGAAGGAUGUCAAGGCGGCCUUCCUGUUGAGUGGUCCAGUGAGGGGCACCACUGCCACCAUCCUGCAGGACGUGAUCCAGGCCUCCUGCUUCCAGUACUGCGUGGUGGUCACCUCUGCCCACCCCAGCGUCCACACCUACGCCCGCUACGGUGGGCGGGAGGUGGAGGACUCGGCGCUGACCUCGGAGCUGGAGCAUAAUAUUCUGACAUGGAUGGGGAACAUGAACUACACGGUGGAGGUCUUCUACCUUCCCCUGGUGGUGGUGCCGUAUGCCGAGGACCUGUUCUUCAUGCCUGUGUUUACCUCCCUCUACCCGCUGCUGAGCCCUGACGUGCCGAGGAUAUCCAAGCACCACCAGGCAGUCACUCGCGGCGACAAGAUCAAGCCUCUCACCACCCUGAACGAGGUUGAGUUCUACCACCUCCCCCACGAGAUGCGGGUGGCGGUGCGGCAGCUGGUGGCCUCCCUACACAGCCUCCUGCAGGGGAUGAACGCUCGAGAGGAGAUCUACACCAUCGGGCAGACGGCACACAUCAUCGGCUCGGAGCUUGACGUCUUCCCUCCCGCCAGACAGAGGAGAAAGGUGGCCGGGAACAAGGUUGCUUUGGUGGUGGUUGACCGCACGCUGGACCUGGUGGGAGCGGCGGGCCAUGGCGGUGACUCCCUCAUGGCCCGCCUGCUGGCCCUGCUGCCUCGACUGCCUGGCCACUGCCUCGACUCGGCUGUCAACAUGUCCCCCCUCAGCGAGCUCCACCCGUCGUGUGAGUGGACGUUGCUUCCGGGAUGUUUAGCUCCGCAGGGGAAGGAGCAGCGGGCGACAGAGGUCCUCCGUUCGUUGGUCACCGCCCCCGCCAAGGAGACUCUCGCACUCAUCAACAAGCAUGUUGUGGAGGCCGCCAGCCGCAAGGACCUUCCCCCCGGCUCCCCCAGCAAGCAGGGUAAGGCCAUGGUGGACACGCUCAGGAAGAACAUUCAGCAGUUUGCCUCGGACACGGACGCCUUCAGUGAGAACGCUGCGCUCCUUCAGCAAGGUCUCGGGGCUGUGGAGGCAUUGUCCGACCCUCGCUACGAGCACCUGGAUCAGCUGCUGAGUCUGGAGAAGCAGCUCGUCCAGGCCAUCAGUGACCCGGAGGAGACGUCGCCCUUCACACAGCAGAUCUUCCAGUUACUGAGGACAAGGAAGAGCCGUGGGGUGACGCUGGAUGAUCUGCUGAGCCUCAUGGUGUUCACGGCUUCCCUGGGCGGCUCUGAGGUCUUCUCCCAGCGCGAGGAGUAUGCCCUCAUCAACCUGCUCUCCCAUGCCCUUGUGGAGGAUAAGGACGAGCUAUCGGAUCUUCUCCUUGAGCUGGUUGGGGAGGAGGUGGACGAGGUGUCGGCCCUGAAGACGGCCCAGCGUGUGGCCAGCCAGCUGCAUGCCAUCACCACUGCCAGGGAACACCUCAAGAACUACAGGAGCGUGCACACCCCUGGGGACGGAGUGGAGCCAGCGGCCUACCACAGUGUGCUGCCACGGCUGCUGCACGACUGCUUCUCCGCGCCCCCUGGGGAGAUCAGCGACCUGGAGUACAAGUCAGCCGGGUUCAAGGACCUCAUCAAGACUGGCUUCAGCCUCUUCGUCAAUGUCAGCAAACCCAGCCCACGCGACGCCCCUGUGAUGCUGGUGUGGGUGGUUGGGGGUGUGACGCCGGGGGAGGUGCGAGAGGUGAGGCGCAUGGUGGAGGCCCUGGGCAGCCCCUCGAAGGUUAUCAUCGCCUCCUCGCACCUCUCCUAUCCGACAGAGACGCUGGAGAAGGCACUGCAACCGAACGUCUUCCUGCGAGGGAUGUAGAGUGUGUGUGUGUGUGUGUGUGUGUGUGUGUGUGUGUUGUUGUUGUUGUUGUGUGUGUGUGUGUUGGUAUUGUGUGUGUGUGUGUGUACUGUUUCAUCUCUCUCUCUCUCUCUCUCUCUCUCUCUCUCUCUCUCUCUCUCUCUCUCUCUCUCUCUCUCUCUCUCUCUCUCUCUCUCUCUUUUGUUACACAUACUUUCUUGCUUCCAUUUUUUCCUCUUUUUUUAUCUUUAUUUAAUUUUUCUUGCCUUCUGUUUCAAUUUUUUUUUGUCUUUUUUCUUGUUUUCUUUAUUUUCAUCCUUUUUCUUUUUUCUUCCUCUUUCUCAGUAGAUAACUUUACUUUCUUGCCCUCAUUUUUAUUUCUCAUUUUUCUCAUAUUUUUUUUCAGCUUUUCUUGCUCUGAAUUUUCUUUUUUUCUCAUUUUUCUUUUUCUUCCAUGUCCUUAUUUUUCUUUUUUUUUCUCAUAUUUCGUUUUCUUUCAUGCCCUUAUUUUUUUUCCUCACUUUCUCCUUCAGUGUGUGUGUGUGUGUGUGUGUGUGUGUGUGUGUGUGUGUGUGUGUCAUUGUGACAAAGUUCAAGAGAGUAAAAUAGCAUAAGAUAACAGGUGAAUGACAGAUAGCAGGCUGAUUAUGUUGUUCUUAGUAUUAGUAAUUGUUAUCUUUGUUACUAUUUUGUUGUAGUAGUAGUAGUAGUAGUGGUAGUAGUAGUAGUAAUAGUAGUAGUAGUAGUGAUAGUAAUCGUAGGUAGGUCUAUUAUUUUCUGUUAUUUCUCUUUAUUAUUAUUAUUAUUAUUAUUAUUAUUAUUAUUAUUAUUAUUAUUAUUAUUAUUAUUAUUAUUAUUAUUAUUACUCAUAUCUAUCAUUUAAUUAUCUCCCUCUGGCUGUGUUAUCCCAAUUUUUUCUUCUUUUAUCUUUUUUUAUUCCUCUCUGGUUCACAAGAAAAAAAUAAGUGUUAUGGAAAGGUGUUCAGAUACUUUUCUCUAUAUAAAAUUCUAUCAUUGCUCAAUUUCGUUAUCUGUUAAGAAAAUCCAUUGUACGCUCCAAUUAUUAACCAGAUAGACACCAUUUGCAGUGAACUCAUAUAUUAUUCUCCAUAUUUAUUCUCACUAUUAUAACACCAGAUUUAUGUAUAAUGGUAUAUAUAGAGAUGGUACUUCAGUGGGCCAGCUGUUAAUUAACCCUGUUUGAUUGGCACGGAUAUACGUCUUUCUCUGCCUCUGUGGUGGAUAGUGGAGCGUUUCCCAUGUGGUAUUGGUAUGCUGGAUAUCCCUUCGCUGGUAGGCUGGUAACAUGCACUCCCAUGUCUUUCUCUGCCUCUGUGGUGGAUAGUGGAGUGUUUCCCAUGUGGUAUUGGUGUGCUGGAUAUCCCUUCACUGGUAGCCUGGUAACAUACACUCCGAUGUCUUUCUCUGCCUCUGUGGAUAUAGUGGAGUGUUUCCCAUGUGGUAUUGGUGUGCUGGAUAUCCCUUCACUGGUAGCCUGGUAACAUACACUCCGAUGUCUUUCUCUGCCUCUGUGGUGAAUAGUGGAGCGUUUCCCAUGUGGUAUUGGUGUGGUGGAUAGUGGAGUGUUUCCCAUGUGGUAUUGGUGUGCUGGAUAUCCCUUCACUGGUAGCCUGGUAACAUACACUCCCAGGUCAUUCUCUGCCUCUGUGGUGGAUAGUGGAGUGUUUCCCAUGUGGUAUUGGUGUGCUGGAUAUCCUUCACUGGUAGCCUGGUAACAUGCACUCCCAGAUCAUUCUCUACCUCUGUGGUGGACUGGAUAGUGGAGUGUUUCCCAUGUGGUAUUGGUAUGCUGGAUAUUCCCUCCCAAGGUGCAAGACUUUACAUUUUUUUUCAUUGCAUUGUAUCAGCCACUUUUUGUUCCAUUCCUAUAGCUUGGUGGUGUCUUCUUGUAGGAAAUCCGCAUCCAAGGGGUUAAUAUGUAUAAGAUGAAGAUAAGAAAACAAGAUAACAGCUGUGACGAAUUUUUUUCAUGUCCGGAUCAAUACACAUAAAAAAAAACAUUAUAUAUAUACACACCAUAGAGCAUAAUCGUAUACAUGAACACACCCAAAGGAAAAAGUAAAGAAAAUAUGUAAGAUGGUGGAUAGUGGUGUGUUUCCCAUGUGGUGUUGGUAUGCUGGAAAACAAGAUAACAGCUGUGACAAUAUUUUUUUCAUGUCCUGAUCAAUACAUUAAAAAAAAAACAUUAUAUACACACCAUAAGAAAUAGCUGUAUACAUGAACACACUCAAAGGAAAAAGUAAAAAAAAUAUGUAAGAUUCUAAUAAUAACCAAGAAGGCGGCAGAUGAGAAUAAUGAGAAACACAGAUGAGAGAAGGAAAAAAUAAACACAGACAGACACUCAAGGUCACAGGAGGAGGGGGAGGAGGGAAGGAGGGAGGCUCUGUGACAUCACCAAGCAGAGAUUAUUAACAUCCCUCGCCUUAUAUGACGUCACCAGCAGCCAUGAAUUCUCGCUAUUUUUACUAUUGCUAAUAUAAAAAUAAAAAAAUCAAUUUAAUAUAACAUAGCUCUGGGAAGGCCGUGGCUGAGUGGGUGCUUGAAGGCUCUGUGACAUCACCAAGCAAGAGAUUCCUAACAUAUAUCAUUCCCUCGCCCUUUUAUGACAUCACCAACAGCCACGAAGUCUAAACCAACGCCGUUUUUACUAUUGCU